Molecule: messenger RNA, 1387 nt
Organism: Myripristis murdjan (pinecone soldierfish)
Lineage: Eukaryota; Metazoa; Chordata; Actinopteri; Holocentriformes; Holocentridae
Gene: ggh
Product: gamma-glutamyl hydrolase (conjugase, folylpolygammaglutamyl hydrolase)
Exons: 9
Coding region: 73-996 (307 amino acids)
Biological process (GO): tetrahydrofolylpolyglutamate metabolic process
Cellular component (GO): vacuole
Molecular function (GO): gamma-glutamyl-peptidase activity
Source: RefSeq, a predicted model, not a curated record
GUAGCAAAGUGUGUCAGGCGCCGAACUUGUGAUUUAUACAGUGUAACUUUCACUUUCUGGGGAAAAAAAAAAAUGUUCGUUUUACUUUUGUGCAUAAGUCUCUCCUCCGUCCCGUUUUGCUCGUCGGCCGAGAGAAACGACGCUCCAAUAAUUGGUAUACUGGCUCAGGAAGUAAGCAAAUACUCAACCGUGCCAAAUGUCACCUCUUACAUCGCUGCCUCCUAUGUGAAGUUUCUGGAAUCAGCAGGAGCAAGGGUUGUCCCUAUCAUGAUUAACAAGACAGUGGAGGAAUAUAAGACACUCUUCAACUCCAUUAAUGGAGUACUUUUCCCAGGUGGAGCUGCCAGCAUUUACUCAUCAGGUUACCAGAGGGCUGCAACAACCUUUUAUGAACUUGCUAUUGAGGCCAAUAAGAAAGGUGACUAUUUUCCCGUGUGGGGCACCUGCCUUGGAUUUGAGCAGCUGGCCUACCUGACCAGUGGAAAACGGGUUCUCUCACUCACCGAUACCAGGGGUGUGGCUUUGCCUCUGGUCUUUACUAACGAAACCAAAGGCAGCCGGUUGUUCAGCGACUUCCCAGUUGAGCUCAUGGAAGCUCUGGCCUCUGAGCCACUGACGGAAAAUUCUCACAAGUGGAGCGUGACAACGGAGACUCAUAACAACGACGAAAAACUGAAGGACUUCUACAAAGUUCUCUCCACAAACUCGGACGGAGCGGUGGAAUUUGUGUCAACAAUGGAAGCGUACGACUACCCGAUCUACGCCACCCAGUGGCACCCGGAGAAAAACCCAUUUGAAUGGACGAAGCCGUACAUCCCACACUCUCCGGCCGCAGUGAAGGUCGCCUUCUACAUGGCCCACUUCUUUGUCAAUGAAGCCAGGAAGAACUUCCACAAAUUUGCGAGCACGGAGGAAGAGAGAGACGUGCUGAUUUACAACCACAAUCCUGUUUACACUGGAAGGACAGCUAUCUUCGAGCAAGAAUACUUUUUUUGAUGUCUGUAGAGAGUGGAGAGACGCUGCAUUUCAGUUGCUGAUUAAUUUUUUUGUUCUUUUUUUGAUUAUCUGAUGUUGAAUGUUUACAGGAAAUCUGAGAAAAUAUGAAGGACUUGUGCAUGCACCAGUAUGCUUUUAUGACACUGAUGCGGUGAAGGAGUUUUGAAAAAUGUGAAAAGGCACAACCGUGCUUCAUGGCUGUGCUACGUCUGUGUGCCUGAGCCGAGUGACAGUAAAAAUGGUAACAUUUGAAGGAUUUUUUUUUUCCUCUAUGAUGAAUAAAUGAAUAAUUGAAUAAAUGACAUUUUACUCUCUAUUUCAGUUUAGCCACAAUUUUAAACAAACAUAAAUUGUAAAGUCGUGAACAACAAACAAGAGGAAGUACCAAUAA